This is a messenger RNA of Chelonia mydas (Green sea turtle), 2887 nucleotides long. RefSeq names its product cytochrome c oxidase subunit 7A2, mitochondrial-like. The record is from RefSeq and is a predicted model, not a curated record. The coding region runs from base 1325 to 1576 and encodes 83 amino acids. Gene Ontology annotation, biological process: regulation of oxidative phosphorylation; mitochondrial respirasome assembly; mitochondrial electron transport, cytochrome c to oxygen. The transcript has 2 exons. Lineage: Eukaryota; Metazoa; Chordata; Testudines; Cheloniidae.
AGGGUGUGCCUGGGCACACCCCGUGCACACGCCAAUGGACACAGUACUCAGAGUAUAGGGCCUGUUCCAAAGCCCUUCACAGCCAAUGGGAAGACUCACUCGGACUUCAGUGGGCUUUGGAUCAGCCUCAUAGAGCACAGAAGACAGAUUUUUGCCCCAGGGACCUUAAAAUAUAUGAAGCAAAUCCUACUGUUCUUUCCAUACUCGCUGAAUGCUCUCGAAACAAUAGGAUCACCUUGGAGAGAAGGGGUACUAUAGAAUUCUAAGAGCACAAGUACUGUGUUUACAUUGCCUGACCCUCUGCAGAGGCUUUGUGUCCUAGUGCAGUUUGGGUGUGGGUGAAUGCACUACUACAUGGAUCCACCAGCCAUUCAUUCCUCCACAGUGCAGAGGAGUACAGGAGACAUGGUGUUCAGCAACUCGGAGACAGAGCAGCCAUCAUGGAACGGUUAAGAUUCCAUUCCUUCCCAUUGCCCACCUCAGCACACAGACCAUUUACUGCAUGCUGGGAAAAGAAUUUGAUCCUAAGUAAAUACACUUUUGAAAGUCAUUUUAGUUUAUGCCAAUGAGUUAAACUGCUCAUUAAUUGAAGUGAUGUUCUGUAAUGCUCCAUUAGAAGCAGCAAUUCAAAAUCUAUCACAUAUAGAUUUUGUUUGCUUCAAUUCCAUUAAGCUGUCAUAGGGCACUUCUGGUUUUGUGGCAUUUCAUUUUGCAUGGCUCCUCAGGGUCAAAACCAGAACUGCACACAGCUGUCCCUUAUAAUUACAUUUCAGUGACAAGUCAGGUGUUUGGUUUUUGGCUUGAUGCUCUAACAGAGUCAGCAUUUAAUAGCCAGAAAUAAGCUUUGAAGCUAAUGCUCCUUUAAAGUGAUUGAGGUAGUUUGCAGCUUUGAUACUUAAGUUUCAAAUGAGUUAGCUAGAGAAUUUGCAAGAGAAGACAAAAUUCAUACCAGCACAGAAGUCUAAUGCUAGGGCCCCUUCACUAUCUAAGUCCUGCAUUAAGCAGGACAUAAAUGGAGACAAAGGCCUUGUUUGUAGCUCUUGUACUGCAGAGGGUUUCACCCACAUAGCACCGAGUCACAUACGUGCAGCUAGAAACAUCACUUAAGAAUUUAAGUAAACUCUGCAGACUACCUUAAGAGCUGUAUUAAGCUGCAUGUAUGUCAACAAUUGUCAGUAUAACUUAGUACACUUGAAUUAGCGCUCUGGGGCAGAGAUACAAGAGGCUUUGCUAGAUGCCUAACUCCACUAGCCUCCCCCCACAUCAAAAUGGCUUAUAGUUUUACCUGGGAACAGUGAGCCGAGGUGAAGGGACCAGAGCCAAUAUGCUGCGGAACCUGCUGGCUCUUCGGCAAAUUUCCCAGAGGACCAUAAGCAUUGCUUCACACAGACAAGUCGCAAACAGAGUUCCAGAGAAGCAGAAGCUUUUUCAGGAGGAUAAUGGAAUGCCAGUGCAUCUUAAGGGUGGACUAGCAGAUGGUUUGCUGUAUAGAACCACCAUGGCUCUAACAGUUUUUGGAACAUGCUAUGCUGUUUAUGAGCUGUUUGUAGCUGCAAUGCCCAAGAAAGUGAAAUGAUUCCAGUUUACAAGAUGCCUCCUUAAUUAACAUCUCUUUGUCCAAUUUCAUGUAAUUCUUCAGGGAUUUUGCUUGUCUUUGUCAUACAUGGUUGAUUUCAUGUUUGGGAUCAAUAUUUAUUGUAACAUGUUAACUGCAACCAAUAAAGCAGUUUUUACAUGUUGGGGGAAACAAAACAAAACAAAAAAACAGUGAGCCCAGGCUGCUGCAGCUUACACUUGACCCCCCAACCUGCCUUCCUCCCUCAAAAACUUACCUUUGUUGUCUUCUGGCCAAAGGAGCGGGUUGAUUGCCUGUUCUACCCAACUUACUCUGUAUGGAGAUAGAUGCUGACUACAGAUGGUCCCAUUGCACAGCUUCAGGGGAGUGGUUGCUGCUAAGUAAAGAACACUGUUCCCCAAAUCCUAAAGCUCCUUUGGAAAGUCAGAAAGCAACCUGGCUUCUUCUAAACCAGAGUAGCAGAAGCUGGGAGUUUUUGUUGCACCGGCUGCUCUAGUAAGUAGAGUAAUUAGUACCAAAUAGAAUGGUUGGUUUUUGUUUGUUGGUUUGUUGAGUUCCUCAUACUGACUAAAUUUCUUCAUUCCUGAGUUGGAAACAGCUCUUUCUGGGGGUGAAAGGACAAUUCAGCCCCUAUGUCCAGUUAUUUUUGAUGUCUUUGCUGAGAUUGAUCAUAAAUGGUUUCAGUUAUAAUGGUAGUUUUGAGCUGUAGAUUCAGGAUCUACAUAUGCACCUCAUAAUGUGUUGGGCUGGAUUCACUUUGUAGUGGCCAUCCAACAGCCAUAAAAUGGUGACCUUUAUAACUGCCCACCAGAAAUGUGUUUGCUGCCAGAAAGACACUGCAGCAAGGCAUACAAAACCAGCCUGGUUAACUUGUUAACUUUCUACUUAGGUCUUCAACAGGUGUACAGGGCAGAGCCAGGAAGCAGAGCUGGGGAAUGAAAUUCCAAGUAGACCCUUCGGCCUGGUCUAUACCUACCUACUUUGCUGAGGGCUGUGGAAAAAUGUUGUGCCCUGGGCACUAUAAUUAGGUUAACCUGACACCCAGGGCGGAUACAGCUAGGUUGAUGGAAGAAUUCGUCUGGCCGCUUAGCUACUGCCUCUCCAAGAGGUGGAUUAACUGCAUCAACAGAAAAAUCUGUUCUGUCAAUUUAGGAAGCAUCUACGCUAGGGUGCCACAGUGGCACAAGUGCUGUACAUCCAGUUGUGUGCCAGAUCUGUACUUUAGGUUGGUGCUUUGCUGUUUUGUGUGUAGUUGUAUAAAACUGUUUUAUUUUGCUUGUGGCAACCAAUGAGCUAUAAAAUUGUGGGGAG